Messenger RNA from Saccharomyces mikatae IFO 1815, 897 nucleotides. It is a transcript of the gene AGE2, whose product is annotated as GTPase-activating protein AGE2. Gene Ontology annotation, biological process: endoplasmic reticulum to Golgi vesicle-mediated transport; endocytosis; intra-Golgi vesicle-mediated transport. Gene Ontology annotation, molecular function: GTPase activator activity. The record is from RefSeq and is a predicted model, not a curated record. Gene Ontology annotation, cellular component: Golgi apparatus. The transcript has a single exon. NCBI's taxonomy places the organism in Eukaryota, Fungi, Ascomycota, Saccharomycetes, Saccharomycetales, Saccharomycetaceae. The coding region runs from base 1 to 897 and encodes 298 amino acids.
AUGUCGACAUCAGUCCCUGUCAAGAAGGCAUUGAGUUCCCUUUUACGCGAUCCAGGAAAUACCCAUUGUGCCGACUGUAAGGCGCAACUACACCCACGCUGGGCUUCUUGGUCACUUGGCGUUUUUAUUUGCAUUAAAUGUGCUGGUAUACAUAGGUCAUUGGGAACACACAUUUCCAAAGUGAAGUCCGUUGAUCUGGACACAUGGAAGGAAGAACAUUUGAUGAAGCUGAUACAGUUCAAGAAUAAUUUAAGGGCAAAUUCAUACUAUGAAGCCACUUUGGCUGAUGAAUUAAAGCAAAGAAAGAUCACUGAUACGAGCAGUUUACAAAAUUUUAUUAAGAACAAAUAUGAAUAUAAGAAGUGGGUUGGUGAUCUGUCCUGUAUUGAAGGAUCAGGCGAUUUUACAGCGCCGGUUCUGCCUAAACCUUCUUCGAAUCAUUCUUUCCCUGCUUCGAAUGCAACCUCGGAUUUGAGUUCAAAUUCAUCACAAAAGAUGCAAACUCAACCGCAUUCCCAUCCAUUGGUCACUUCAAAGAGCAAUACCAGCUUAUUGAACCUACAGGUUUCGUCGCUUUCCAAGACUAAUUCUAAUACAAGUGCCGCCAGCAUUACAACAAGCAUAGGUGCAGCGAGUACUAAGGCUAGCAACAGGAAUAGUGAAAUUGGACAAAGAAACGAUUUGAAAAAAUCCAUUCUAUCUCUUUACUCCAAACCUUCGGUUCAGACUCAAAGUCAAAACUCAUUUUUCACUUCUACGACGCCUCAGCCUUGCAAUACUCCCUCGCCAUUCGUGAACACAGCGAUUACUGGUACGAAUAGUAAUAGUGCAAACUCAAAUACCAGUUCUAACAUUUCAUUGGAUGACAAUGACUUGUUCAAGAACGUCUGGAGUUGA